Molecule: messenger RNA, 1201 nt
Organism: Pelagomonas calceolata
Lineage: Eukaryota; Pelagophyceae; Pelagomonadales; Pelagomonadaceae
Source: the annotation of a GenBank genome assembly
UUUACCUAGCCCCAAAAGCAUAAAGCUGAAGGCGAGCUGGUGUAGACAGCCGCUGUGCAUCGCUGUUGCACCGACGCCGUCGCAAAGACUUGUUUACAGCUUUAAGAAUGGCUGCCGCACGAUGCGCGUUGGCCCUGGCACUGCUCGCGGCGCCUACCCAAGCCCUCGCUGCCAGACGCCGCUCCCCCGUGCGCAUGUCGAUAGAUGUGUGGAAAUUAACUUCAGGCGCCCUACGCCAUCGAAGCGAUGCUGUAGCUCAAUGGUUGAUUUCCACACAGGUCGAUAGCGCCGAGCGACGUCGUCGUGAUGAUGAACGGCCUCCCCGGCAAGAUGGGCUAUUCGUGUGCGGAGGCGUGCGUGGCCAGAGGCAUGACGUUAGCCGACGUCGCAUUGACCGGUGAGCCCUUCGCGGGCACUCCCACGGAUGACCGCAUCCCCAAGGUCGACCUGGUAGCCGGCGGCUCCGACGAAGCAGAGAAGCGCGGCGCAGAACUCGCCAAAAAGUGCAAGGAGCAAGGCAAGGUGUUGGUCGCGGUCGACUUCACGGCGCCGCAAGCGGCUUUACCGAACGCCGAAUAUUACGCGAGGCACGGCAUGCAUUUUGUGAUGGGGACGACGGGCGGCGACUACGACGCGAUUGGAAAGACCGUGACGGACGGCAAGCACGGCGCCGUGGUCGCGCCGAACAUGAGCAAGCAGAUCGUGGCCAUGCAGGCCGUGGUGGACCAGGCCGCUCGUGAUUUUCCCAAUGCGUUUGCGGGCUACGACCUCACGGUGAUCGAGUCCCACCAGAAGGCCAAAGUGGACACCUCUGGAACUGCAAAAGCAGUGGUCGCGUCGCUGAAGGAAUUAAAUGGAGGCGGCUUCCAGGUCGAAGACGUCGAAAAGGUCCGCAACGACGAGACCUCGUUGAAUGGGGCCAACGGUCGGUUAGGUAAGGUGCCUAGUGAACACCUGCCGGGCCACGCCUACCACACCUACGCGUUGACCUCGGGCGACGGCACCGUGACGUUCGAACUCAGACACAAUGUUAAUGGAAGAUCGACGUACGCCGAGGGCGUCGCGGACGCGUGCUUGUUUCUCGCGGCGAAGGCCGACGCGGGCUUCCCGCGGGCGCGGUUUCUGGGGCGCCGAAAACGGCUCUUCGACAUGAUCGAUGUUUUACAGGAGGGGGCCAUGUCCUAAGUAGCUUAUCGUUAUA